AUGUCGUAUCGUGGACCCAAUCAAUUCCAAAAUCAAUUUGGCCAACCACACCAGCAACACCAUUCUAUUCCAACAGCAGCAGCGGCGGCGGCAGCAGCAAACUCUCAGCCACACCCUCACCCACAUAUUGGUCCUAUAUCUAGUUCCAAGUCUCCUUUAGAGCAGUUUGAACAGUUUAGUAAAAAGAUUGAAGAUUUAAUUGAUGAAUAUUUCAAGCCAUUGAAACCUUAUGUUCCAGCAAUCGGUAGAGCUUUCCUUGUGGCUACAUUCUACGAAGACACCAUUAGAAUUUUUAGUCAAUGGAAUGAACAAGUGUAUUACUUGCACAACUAUAGACACUAUUGGAGGUGGUUGACGGUGAUUUUUUUGAUCAACAAUAUGCUCAUCAUGACCAUUGCCUCGACUCUAGUCAUUAUUAGAAAAAAGAUCAAUAUUGCUACCGUGGGCUUGAUCUUUGUUGUUGUGAUCCAGGGUGUUGCAUACGGCUUGUUGUUUGAUACACAAUUUAUAUUGAGAAACUUGUCCGUUGUGGGUGGACUAGUCUUGGCAUUCUCUGAUUCCAUUGUGAGGGACAAGAGGUCACUCAACAUGCCUGGAUUGCCAAUGUUGGACAACAAGGAUCACAAGAAAUACUUUUUACUUGCGGGAAGAUUGUUAUUGGUGUUGUUAUUUUUGGGAUUCGUCUUUUCUUCUGAAUGGUCAUUGGGAAGAGUGCUCAUCAUCCUAGUCGGCUUGACUUCAUGUGCAUCGAUUGUUGUUGGAUACAAGACCAAGUUUGCUGCUGCCGUGAUGUUGAUCUUGUUGUUCUUCUACAAUGUCUUUACCAACCAAUUUUGGCAAUACGCUUCAAAGGAUGCAAGAAGAGACUUUUUGAGGUAUGAGUUCUUCCAAGUUUUGUCGAUAGUUGGUGGGUUAUUAUUGGUGGUGAAUGCCGGUGCGGGAGAGCUUUCAAUUGACGAAAAGAAGAAGAUUUAUUAA
Molecule: messenger RNA, 978 nt
Organism: Lodderomyces elongisporus
Lineage: Eukaryota; Fungi; Ascomycota; Pichiomycetes; Serinales; Debaryomycetaceae
Gene: ERV29
Product: Erv29p
Exons: 1
Coding region: 1-978 (325 amino acids)
Biological process (GO): Golgi organization
Cellular component (GO): endoplasmic reticulum; membrane; endoplasmic reticulum-Golgi intermediate compartment
Source: RefSeq, a predicted model, not a curated record